CUCGGCAUUCAACGAACACGUGUGUUGACAACAAACUGGUGGGAAAACAGUUCCAAAAUGACAGAGUUCAAUCCUACAGAACACCAGCAUGUCCGCUAUAAUCCUCUAAAAGAUGAGUGGAUCCUGGUGUCUCCUCAUCGCUGCCUGCGGCCGUGGAGCGGACAGACCGAGAGUGGUCAGGAGGAGCAGGCAUCAGACCCGAAUAACCCUCUGAAAGCUGGCGCUGUUAGAGCUAAUGGCCAGCGAAACCCAGUCUACACGUCGACCUACGUGUUCCCGAACGACUUCCCAGCUCUCUUGGAGAGAGUGCCCGAGCCUCCGACGCCUGAUCAUCCACUGUUCCAAGCCAGCCAGGCUAAAGGAACCUGCAGAGUGAUGUGCUUCCACCCUGAAUCAUCAAUGACCAUACCCCUGAUGACCGUUGAAGAAAUACUGGCAGUUAUUGAAGAAUGGGUGAACCAAAUGAAAGAGCUGGGUCGUCGAUACACCUGGGUGCAGAUCUUCGAGAAUAAGGGCGCUGUGAUGGGGUGCUCCAACCCCCACCCCCACUGCCAGAUUUGGGCCUCCAGUUUUAUGCCAAACGAGCCACGAGUGAAGGACAGAACUCAAAAGCAGUACUUCACUCAAUAUGGUAAACCUCUGCUCGUAGAUUACCUAGAGCAAGAGCUAGUAAAAAAGGACCGUAUAGUUAUUCAAAAUGCUGAGUGGGUAGCUCUCGUGCCAUAUUGGGCAGCUUGGCCUUACGAAACUAUGCUGCUCCCGAAGAAUGGACAACCUCAGAGGCUAACAGACCUUAACGACGAACAAAAAAAGGAUUUGGCAGAAAUUAUAAAGGGUUUGAAUACGAAAUACGAUAAUUUGUUCAAGUGCAGCUUCCCGUACUGUAUGGGUUGGCAUGGUGCACCCACUGGUCCAGGCCACACACCAAGAGAUUCUCCGCACUGGUUACUUCACGGCCUCUAUCUUCCACCGCUGCUUCGCUCUGCUACUGUAAAAAAGUUCAUGGUGGGGUACGAAAUGUUAGCGCAGCCACAGCGUGACCUGACUCCAGAACAGGCUGCCCAUACGCUGAGAGAGUGUGAUACAGUACAUUAUAAACUCAAGAAGUGAUUCAAUAAGACGAAGUAAAGUUGUCGGUGUUUUUGUUAAUUUUUUGUUAUAUUUUUUUUAUUAUAAAUAUUUUAUUAA
Ostrinia nubilalis (European corn borer) is the source of this 1188-nucleotide messenger RNA. It is a transcript of the gene Galt, whose product is annotated as probable galactose-1-phosphate uridylyltransferase. Gene Ontology annotation, molecular function: UDP-glucose:hexose-1-phosphate uridylyltransferase activity; zinc ion binding. The record is from RefSeq and is a predicted model, not a curated record. Gene Ontology annotation, cellular component: cytoplasm. Gene Ontology annotation, biological process: beta-D-galactose catabolic process via UDP-galactose, Leloir pathway. The transcript is spliced from 8 exons. The coding region runs from base 58 to 1110 and encodes 350 amino acids. Lineage: Eukaryota; Metazoa; Arthropoda; Insecta; Lepidoptera; Crambidae.